This is a messenger RNA of Nelumbo nucifera (sacred lotus), 1737 nucleotides long. NCBI's taxonomy places the organism in Eukaryota, Viridiplantae, Streptophyta, Magnoliopsida, Proteales, Nelumbonaceae. The record is from RefSeq and is a predicted model, not a curated record.
CCUAACGAAUUGGCGGGAAUAUGCAAUUCCAUUCAGAGCAGAAACCGUAACUGUCAAUCAAUCCAAUCCCAACGGCUUUAACUUGCGGAGGACAGACGUCACGUCACCAUCAACCCUCUUCCAGUAUCACGAUUCUAUGCUCUACAGAGAAAAAAUCUACGUCCUCCAUUUCUGCAACGUCUUCUAUUCCCUAAUGGCGUAGUUUACGGGAUUCGAUUCCCUAAAAUCGCUGAGCUGAGCACCGGCAAUAGGGCUUACAUGGUCGAUAGAUGGGUGCGGGAGACGAGUUAUGGAUCGACUUGGAGGGCUGCAGCUGCCCCUGUCGCUGUCGAAACGAUGGCCGCUAGAACGAUGACUUCGGUGAAUCUACCUGGUAACAACGGAGAGCGAAUAUCGGUUGGGUGGAGGUUGAUAUCGUGCGCACAAUUCGGGGCUGCGCCUCGGAGAGGCUUGUUUAGAAAAUUGGGGUCUCGCGGUCAAAAAGCCUUCUUCUUUUCUGCUUCUUUUGAAUCCAAAGUACGUCGUCCUGUGGCCACCGGCAUGUGCUCUCAGAAUAAGGUGGACCGGGAUGAUAUGGACCGGUCGCCACCCUUGUCGCAGAACCAGCCCCUCCACCACAUUCAUCAACCACAACAAUUGCAGCCUUCGAGAUGGCUUACCUUGCCUACGAUCCUGACGCUGGGUCGCGUUGUAGCGGUGCCACUUCUAAUUUGCACUUUUUACAUGAAUGGCUGGUGGGGGACAACAGCUACAACAAGUAUUUUCAUUGUUGCAGCAAUUACAGACUGGCUUGAUGGGUACAUUGCUCGAAAGAUGCGACUGGGUACAGCAUUUGGUGCAUUUUUGGAUCCUGUAGCUGAUAAGCUUAUGGUUGCUGCGACAUUGGUCUUAUUGUGUAACAGACCUUUGGGUGUUGCUGUGUUUGGAGAUCUGCCAUGGCUAUUGACGGUGCCUUCAAUUGUUAUAAUUGGUAGAGAGAUAACAAUGUCAGCAGUUAGAGAAUGGGCUGCAUCUCAGAAUAAUAGAGUUCUUGAGGCUGUUGCUGUAAAUAAUUUGGGAAAGUGGAAAACGGCCACACAGAUGACUGCAUUAACUAUCCUCUUGGCUACACGAGAUAGCAGUCUAUCAGGGUCAGGCAUUUUAGUUUCCUCUGGUAUUGUUUUGCUUUAUGUCUCAGCUGGUCUCACCAUCUGGUCAUUGGUUGUGUACAUGAGCAAAAUAUGGAGAAUAUUGCUGAAGUAGUUGGCUUGUUAUAAUUCUCUGGCUUCUAUUUUGGUGGCAAGAGGGAAAUUUCUUUGGGGUUUGUGAUGGAAAACAUUUGGGAUGUAGGUUCCUUGUUUGAUUUCUUUUAAUGUUCCCAUUUGCUGAUUAAUCCAGCCAAAUUAUGGAAGUUGGACUUCGGUAUGGUUAGCUGAAGGGGAACAUGCUUUCUGAUGGCACCCGAAGUUUCAGAUUAGUUUCAUUUGAAAUUUUCUUGGAUGGAGAAAGCAGUUCUUAUUAAGGUUGCUUUAUAUUUAUUUGUUGGCAAGCGAUGAUUAGGGAUGACAGCGAGAUGCCUGACAAUCUCAAACUCUUAGGAACAGUUAUCUUAAUAGAGUCAAGUAGGAGAUACAAUCAUAUCUUUUUUAUCUUUGCAUGACUCUUUAAUUGGUGGUCGAUUUGAAAACUGAUUUGAUUGGUCUCUAGGAACUUCAAUGAAGGCAGCCUUGUAUCUGCUGCUGGACUUUUAAGUGUGGA